This is a messenger RNA of Ruditapes philippinarum (Manila clam), 1425 nucleotides long. RefSeq names its product E3 ubiquitin-protein ligase TRIM56-like. Gene Ontology annotation, molecular function: zinc ion binding. NCBI's taxonomy places the organism in Eukaryota, Metazoa, Mollusca, Bivalvia, Venerida, Veneridae. The record is from RefSeq and is a predicted model, not a curated record. The transcript has a single exon. The annotation marks the transcript as partial.
AUGGCGACAUCAGAUCAAGUUUUGGUACGUGAUGAGCAUUUUUACUGCAGUAUUUGUUUGGAGAUAUAUGACACACCUAGAACAUUACCAUGUUUACAUUCAUUAUGUCAGGAAUGUUUAAAAGGUUAUAUUCUAAAGAUAACACAGGAUUCACAAACAUUGUUAUGUCCAGUUUGUAGAGCGGACACGAAAACAGAUAAAGUCAGGUUUAAACAGGUUGAAAAGUGGGUGGAGAAUUUUCCAAUUAACUUUACUCUACUUUCGAUUUUGCAAGAAAGAAAAUUGGCGAUGAGCGCAAAGGGAAACGAUUGUGAGGCGUGUUUAAGGGAGGAUAUCAAGGUUGAAGCUAUUGUCUAUUGUUAUGAUUGUUCUGAAAAACUGUGUGAAGAUUGUAAAAGACAUCAUAAAAAGAGUAAAUCAUCAUCGCACCAUAAAUUGAUAGACAUUAGUGAUGGAUCGGUGGAAAAGUUAGAUCUUGCAGAAUUCGAAUAUUUAGCAAACCUGUCAAAAUGUCCAUUGCAUGGUACUGAAGAAGUGAAAUAUCUUUGUAAGGACCAUGAUCAACUUUGUUGCAAUGAAUGCGCGAUCGUUACUCAUAGAAAAUGUGAAGAUAUGGUAUCUUUAAGUGAAGAAAUAAAAUCAAACAAGGAAGCCAGCAAAGAAUCCCGUAUUGAAACAAGACUUGUUACCAUUGACGGUGACGUUGAAAAGCUCAUUUCGCAUGAAGCUACGUAUUCAGCAAAGAUUGGUGGGAAAGAAGAUGAAGUGAAAACAUGUUUAAAAGAUCUUAAGGUAAAACUUGAUGCCGCCUUUUGUAAACUUGAAAAGAGGAUCAUGUUGGAAAUGUCAGAAAGGAAACAGGUAUUAUUAAAAGCUAGUUCAUUACAGAGAGAUACAGCAGAGCAACUAAGAGAGAAUAUUAAAAAAUGUGGAGAGAAAAUGAAAAUGGCCAAAGCAAAUGGAACAGCGAUACAUUUAUUUCUCCUUGAAAGAGAAAUGCGUAAACAUGUUACAGAGUUUGAGAAAACAUUCAUAACUCUUCGACAACAAUCAAGCAAGUCAUUGAUCACUCUGUCAGAAGCACAUCCACUUGAAGAUGUUGUAAAAAAUGUUGAAAAUCUUUACCAGUUCAAAGAAAUCAAAGAAGAGCCAGUUUUGCCUGCAAUUACACAAACUAAAGAUUUCAAGAAUAGGAAACUUACUUUGGAACGGGAGGUCAGUUUGAAUGAGAGCCAGCCAAAAUAUUGUGUUUGGGUUGGAAAUUACAUUGUAGUAUCAUUUGUAUCUUCUUCAAAGUUAGUAGCUUACAAAGCAGAUAACGGUUCAUCUGUUACAUCAUAUCAAUGUGAUUCACCUACAUCAGUAACAGCUACUGAGAAUGACGAAUUUGCUGUUGCCUUGCCAUCAUCAAACAAAAUAAAUAAU